UGUUUUUUCUUUUUUAGUUAUCAAAUGGUUUACCUCUCAUCUCGUGCUAUCGGCCAAUCUCAUUACACAAAAACAUAUCUUCAAAGUAUUGCUCAAGGAUCUCAAACACUUCCAGAUGGUCCUGUUUUGCUUUCACCAACUUCUGUUUUGAUGGCAUUUAAAAAAGAGGUAAUUGAACGUCGACCAGAAGAAUUUAAAAUUGCUUGUUUAAAUGACUUGAAAUCACUUUUCCCCGUUGAUAGACCUUUUUUUGCUGGAUUUGGAAAUCGUGAAACGGACGUAAAAUCGUAUAAAGCAGUAGAUAUUCCUUUGGAACGAAUUUUAAUUAUUGACCCUUCUGGAAUGCUUCGGCGUGCAGAUAAAAUUGGUUAUGUCUCCGAUUAUGUGAGCAUGGCUAUCGACACUGUUGAUUAUAUUUUCCCUCCAAUUCCAUUUUUGGAGGAUACAAAAUUUUCUGACCCGUCAUUAAUGACUGAAUGCAGCGAGUUUAAUACUUGGCGUUGUAAUCCUCAAAAAUUUGAAUAUUUGGUUGACCAAGAAUUAGAAGCAUAUGAGGAAAGGAGGAAGAAAAAUAAGGCUGAUGAAGAAGAAGCUUUGAAAAAGAGGAAAAGUUUGAGUAAAAAGAAGGGAGGAAAAUAG
Meloidogyne enterolobii is the source of this 639-nucleotide messenger RNA. Lineage: Eukaryota; Metazoa; Nematoda; Chromadorea; Rhabditida; Meloidogynidae. The record is from the annotation of a GenBank genome assembly.